This is a messenger RNA of Salarias fasciatus (jewelled blenny), 10190 nucleotides long. RefSeq names its product nuclear receptor corepressor 2 (gene ncor2). The coding region runs from base 352 to 7464 and encodes 2370 amino acids. Lineage: Eukaryota; Metazoa; Chordata; Actinopteri; Blenniiformes; Blenniidae. Gene Ontology annotation, molecular function: transcription corepressor activity. The record is from RefSeq and is a predicted model, not a curated record. Gene Ontology annotation, biological process: negative regulation of transcription by RNA polymerase II. Gene Ontology annotation, cellular component: chromatin. The transcript is spliced from 46 exons.
CAGCUCCGCGGCAGCAGCGGCUCGGGGAGCAGAACCACACCACUGUGUUGUGCAGGAACACAGGCACGACGGAGCCCCACAGCCCGCUCGCCGAGCGGAUGAAAAAGAAAACUUCUCUUUCAUGUGGAUUAAUUCCGGGGCGACGCGUUCACUCGAUGAGAGGAGAUCUUUAAGCGAAGUCGGACGGGAUUGACGAGGAUUGGGACCUUUGUUGCUGAACGACAACACCGCCGAAUGGUUUCUGUUGCCCCGCCGCUAAGGUUGCGGGCUCAAUGAACCAGCCGAUGAUGUGCGGCGUCUGUUCUACAGCCACAAACACUUCCGGCUUGUAGAGGAAGCGGCUGUGCCAGCAUGUCCUCCCACCCCCAAUCCGUGCCGCCGGGCCGGAGGACUUUGGACACACGGCACCUGCCAAACCCCGCCACCCUACCACUGCAGCUGCAACGGGCGCACACGGAGGUGGGACUGGUCGACUACCACUCUCAUCAUGCCAGAGACUACAGCUCCCACCUGGCUCAGCCCCAUCGUCGCCGGCCUUCUCUGCUCUCAGAGUUCCAGCCUGGCAAUGAAAGAGGACAAGAGCAGCAUAUCCGCUAUGAGCACAUCUACCUACCAGAGCCCCCCAGCCAAUCAGAGGUGGACUAUGCAGAAAUCAAAAGGCCUCGUUUAGAGAUGGGACCCGAGUCUCUGAUGAGACCUUCUCCCCAUCGACCGCCGUUGCCUCUGGGAGGGGCUGAGGACAUGACAAAGGAGCGUGGAGGCGGGAUGGGGAAGCUGGAGCCCAUCUCUCCUGUGAGCCCGGUCCACAUGGACACUGACUUGGAUCUGGUGCCAGCUCGGUUCUCCAAGGAGGAACUGAUCCAGAACAUGGACCGGGUGGACAGGGAGAUCACCAUGGUGGAGCAGCAGAUCUGCAAACUUCGCAAAAAACAGCAACAGCUGGAGGAAGAGGCUGCAAAGCCCCACGAGCCCGAGAGGCCGAUCUCGCCGCCACCCAGUGAGGCCAAACACCGCAGCCUUGUUCAGAUCAUCUACGACGAGAACAGGAAAAAGGCAGAAGAGGCUCACAGGAUACUGGAGGGACUGGGACCCAGGGUAGAACUGCCUCUGUACAAUCAGCCUUCUGAUACCAAGCAGUACCAUGAAAACAUCAAAAUAAACCAGGCGAUGAGGAAAAAGCUCAUCUUGUACUUCAAAAGGAGAAAUCAUGCUCGUAAGCAGUGGGAGCAGAAGUUUUGCCAGCGCUAUGACCAGCUGAUGGAAGCCUGGGAGAAGAAGGUGGAGCGCAUUGAAAACAACCCGCGGCGCCGAGCCAAAGAGAGCAAGGUGCGGGAGUACUACGAGAAGCAGUUCCCAGAGAUCCGCAAGCAGAGAGAGCUGCAGGAACGAAUGCAGAGCCGUGUUGGGCAGCGAGGAGGCGGACUGACCUCAUCUGCAGCUCGCAGCGAACACGAAGUCUCAGAAAUCAUUGAUGGAAUAUCAGAGCACGAGAACACAGAGAAGCAAAUGCGACAGUUGGCAGUCAUCCCACCCAUGUUGUUCGACGCUGAGCAGCAGCGCAUCAAGUUUAUCAACAUGAACGGGCUGAUGGAUGACCCCAUGAAGGUGUACAAGGACCGGCAGGUCAUGAAUAUGUGGAGCGAGCAGGAGAAGGACACUUUCAGAGAGAAAUUCAUCCAGCACCCUAAAAACUUUGGCCUGAUUGCGUCUUUUCUGGAGAGAAAGACUGUGGCCGAAUGCGUGCUCUUUUACUAUCUGACCAAAAAGAACGAAAACUAUAAGAACAUCGUGAGAAGGAACUACCGUCGCAGAGGAAGAAGCCAGCACGGCCAGCAGCAGCAACAGCAGCAACAAGUGAACCGGAGCAGCCAGGAAGACAAGGAGAAGGAGGAGAAAGAGAAAGAAGGAGAGCGCGAUGAAGAAAAAAAUGAAACUGAAGAUAAAGAGGAGGGAAUGAAGGACGACACCUCUGGAGAGGAUGCCGAGGACAAAGAGCCUGCUGUGCCUGCGAGGGGUCGACGCACAGCCAACAGCCAGGGGCUGCGAAAGGGCCGCGUCACCCGCUCCAUGACCAGCGAGGUUGAGGAGACCACUACACCGCCACUCAACAACGAGCUCGCUAAUCUGGAGAUGAAUGAGAGCUCUCGCUGGACGGAAGAAGAGAUGGAAACUGCCAAAAAAGGCCUUCUCCAGUAUGGUAGGAAUUGGUCCUCCAUCGCCAAGAUGGUGGGAUCAAAAACCGUGUCACAGUGCAAAAACUUCUACUUUAACUACAAGAAAAGACAGAAACUGGACGAGAUUCUGCAGCAGCAUAAAAUGAAAACUGAGAAGGAGCGAAAGGCCCGUCGUAGGGGCAAAAACCUGCAGAAUGAGGAGGCCAGUGCCCCAUAUGCAGCAGAGGAGGAGGAGAUGGAGGUCUCAGGAGCCAGCUGCAACGAAGAGGAAGCCCCCGAGGAUGGAGAAGGUGUAGCCAACAACAGCUCGGACACAGAGAGCUUGCCCUCGCCACACUCAUCUGAGGACAGCAAGGCUAAAGAGGAAGGCUCCAACAGGUCAAAGGGCAGCUCCAGCAACGCAGACAAGGAGGAGGCCCGGUCCGACACGGGCCAGGCCGGGGACGAGAAGCCUCCAGUCCAGGAGGAUGUAGACUCUGUCAUCAAGCAGGAGAUAAAAACUGAGACUGGGGAGUCGAGCAAGGAGCAGCUGCAGCCAGCGACACCCAGCGAUGCCGCAGAUAAAAAACCUCCACCAGAGAUGGAGGAAGUCAAAAGCUCCACCAAGAGCUCCAAGAAGGACCAUGCGGCCAAAACGGGCUCCCACGGGGACAGCGACUCCAGUGCCACAUGCAGCGCUGACGAAGUGGAGGAGACAGACAACAAUGACAAGAACAGAAUGACUUCUCCACGGCCGAGCCUGCUGAACUACAGUCACGACGGGGUCAUAUCUUCCCCGCUACAGAAGCCCAUGGACCUGAAACAGCUCAAACAUAGAGCCGCCACUAUACCACCUAUUAUGCCAGACGCCUCCAUGCAGGUCAGUCAGCGCGGUGGAGGUGGGAAGGCGGGCUUGCCCCCCCACGCCCUGGCGCUGUACCAGCAGCAGAUCACCAUGGCUCACGGGGAGUCCUCUCAGGAGGUCAAGCAGCAGCAGCAGCUUUCGGGCCAGCCCGGCAAACAGCAGCCGUAUCCCCUGCAGGCAGACAGAGACAGGGAGGUUCUUCGCAGCAGCAGCCCCCGUGUUCGCCCACGCAGCCCCUCCAACAGCGAAAAGGAUGAAAAGUCCAGAGCGUUCUCACCACACGGUGAAGCCAAGAAGCAGGUGCUGGGCCCUGACGACCUGAGGCCCUCCAACUUGGGUCGCCCGGUUCUGUCCCCUUACCCAAUGUCCCCACGAGACAUGGCCAAGAUCAGCCAGGACCAGUCCCUGCUCCACUUCAGCUCGUACCAGCCGGGAGGCCACCCUUCACUAGCCAGUCUGCCACAGGACAGUGGGAGGCUUGCAGCAGUCAGACCCCUCAUGCCAGAGCCUCCGCCCCUUAUUUCCUCCAGCAAGCCCGGAGGCUCCAUCACACAGGGCACACCGGUGCAGUUGCACAACCCAGCUCACGGGUUGGAGCAUGCCAAGAUGCCCUCCUCUCAAAUGGGGUUACCGUGGAUGGAUCAGAGGAAAGUGGGCUCUUUUCCAGUGGUGAAGCAGGAGCAGUUGUCUCCUCACAGUUCAUCCUCCCAGGCUGAUAACCUGUCAACACAGGGGGCGCCUCACGAUGGUGGACGGGGUUCAAUUCCAGCUGUUCAGGGGGGAAGUAUCACUAAGGGCAUCCCAGGGACCAGAAUGCAUCCAGAUUCCUCAGUUUCCUACAGAGGGGGCUCCAUUACUCAGGGGACGCCAGCCGAUCUGCUAUAUAAGGGAACCAUAACACGUCUAAUCACAGAGGACAGCGCCAGCCGAACUGAGCGGGAGCGCGAUGAGGCCCUGUCCACAGGAAACGUGCUCUUUGAGGGCCUCAUCGGGAACAUCCUCACAUACGACCGCCCGACGUCUCAGACGCCCAAAGACGACAGCCGAGGCCCAGGACAGGCGGGAGACAUGCUCGGCCUGAAGCGUCCAUACGACGUCAUGGAGGGGGGCAUUUCUCGAGGACUGCCCAUGAGGGACUCGCUGUCUGCUGCCAACUGUGAAGGUCUGAUCGGUCGAGCCAUGCCACACGACAGAGACAGCCCGCAUCACACACACUACAAAGAUGCCCAUCACAUCCGUGGCUCCAUUUCACAAGGCAUUCCUCGUCAUUUGGACCCUCAGGAUGGUUACCUGCGGGAAGCGAAGCAGAUGAAAAGAGAGAACUCUCCGCCUCGUCGGCCCGGUUCACACUCCGACCCGAUGAAGGGCAGAGAGGCCAUCGUGCCCACAGUGAAGGAGGCUGGACGCUCCAUCCACUUAAUUCCCAGGGAGGAGCUCAGACAGCCUGCUAAGGAGGGCAUCAUCACACAGGGAUCAUCCAUGAAACAGGAGCCGCCCGGUUCAGCCAAACGUCACGACGUCCGCUCCAUCAUUGCCAGCUCUCCACGUUCCUACCACAACGCACCCUCCCACAUGGACAUGCGAGCAGAGAGGGGUCGGUAUGAAGAGGCCCCUAAAGGCCGGCCCAGUGCGGUGGUCAGUACGGCGAGCCCCAUAGCUCGCUCCUCGCCGCUCACGCUGGGGUCCGAGCAGGGAGGCAAAGCCCACCACAGUCCGGUGGGCUACGAUGACAAAGGCGCCUUAAGGACUCCUUACCCCGGUCCCUCGCAUCGCGGCUCCCCGCUGUCCAGGGAGGCAAGCCAAAGGCAGCACGAGGGUCCCAGCAAGAAUCCGCCUCAGGAACGUAAAGCCACGCCGACCCCCAGAGAGAUGAGCGCCACCAAAUCACCGCUGUCGGGUGUCACAGAUCCGCAGGCGUAUGAGCGCCUGCUGCAGGGUCUCGGGGCCUCAGACGUCUACCGGCAGAUCCCGUUAGCCUUCGAUCCUGCAGCACUGCCCCGUGGCAUCCCCAUUGAUCCAGCUGCCUACUACUUGCCUCGCCACCUCGCCCCCAACCCAGCGUACCCUCAUCCCUACCCCUACCUCAUCCGUGGUUUUCCAGACACGGCAGCCCUGGAGAAUCGCCAGACGCUGCUCAACGACUACAUCACCUCUCAGCAGAUGCACCAGUGGCCCGCGGCGGCCGCCAUGGCGGCCCAGCGCUCCGACCUGCUGAGGGGUCUGACUCCACGAGACCAGCCCCUCCCUCUGCCCUACACCGCAGCCCCCCGCGGAAUCAUCGAUCUUUCUCAGGUGCCACACUUACCUGUCCUGGUCCCUCCCUCUGCAGGGGCAGCCGGCUCCCCAAUGGACCGCAUCACCUACAUCCCCGGGACGAGCGCCACCUUCCCCGGCAGGCCUUACACCACCUCCCCCAUCUCUCCCGUUGGCUCGUCUCACAUAAACAAGAUGCAAGGCACGUCAUCCUCGGAGCGCGAGCGCGAAAGAGACCGCGAACGUGACAGGGAGAGGGAGCGGGAGAGAGACAGAGAGCGGGAGCGGGAGAGAGAGCGCGAGCGGGACCGGGAGAGAGAGCGAGAGCGAGACCGCGAAAGGGAAAGGGACCGUGAUAGAGAGAGAGACAGAGACCGAGAGCGUGACAGGGAGAAGGGCGGAUCUCUGGGAAAUGUGGAGCACGCGCCCAUCUGGAGACCAGGUACAGAGCACAGCUUGGCGAGCAGCAGCAGUGUGAGACCAGCCUCGCAGCCAUACGGCCACCAGCACUCCCCAGUCUCACCGCGGACGCAGGAGAACGUGCAGCAGAGGCCGAGUGUGCUGCACAACACUGGGGGCAAAAGCCUGUCCAUCAGCGAACACGCUGGAUCAUCCGUGUUACGGUCCAUGACCCCUGGGUCGUCCCGAUACCAAGGUUACCCUGGACACCUCCUCAGGACAGGUGUGGCUCCCGAGGGCUACCCGCCUGCCAUGGACUCCAGCGUGGCCAAAGAGCAGAGCCGCGAUGGAGGCAAAAGCAGGGGAAGUCUACCGAAGCAUGUGCAGGAGCAGCACGGCUCGUCCAGUAAAUCUGAGCAGAAGCUGUCCAGCCCCAGCCCGGGAGGACCAUACACAGGUUCUUAUCCCUCGGCUACAAGCCGUCCCCCACACCUGCUGCCUCCCCAGUCGGAGAACCCUCCUGGCCGUGGAGAAAGCGGCACACCUAGUAGGGAAAAGACUCAAAACAAACCGAUGUCCAUUCAGGAACAAGAGCUCCGAGCACUCGCUCAGCCACAUGGUCUGUACCGCCCUCCGUCUGAAGAGCGACUGUCUCCAGGCCAACAGCCCCCAUCCCCCUGCGUCAAAGGCAGCCAAAGGGUGGUCACCUUGGCCCAGCACAUCAGCGAGGUGAUAACUAAAGACUACACCAGGCAGAGCCAGCAGCAACAGCAGAGCUACCACGGCUCGCCUGUCCUGGACUUGACCCGUCCGCCCAGUGCCUCCCAGCCCCCACCCACUUCACAGGAGUCUGUCCAGGGGUCCCGCUAUUCAGAGGUGGAGCGAAACCGAGACCGCUCUCCCCUCCAGUCCAAGACCUCACCCGUCAGUCUUUCAAAUGAUGGCAUUGAACCGGUGUCUCCUGCUGGAGCCAACUCCGAGAACGACAUCCAGGGAGGGUCGUCCUACUCCAGCGAGCAGGGGGAGCAAGGGAUGGGCUCCCGUUCUCCCCCCAACACCUCCCAGCCUCCUUCCUUCUUCAGCAAGCUCACCGAGAGCACCUCGGCCAUCGUCAGGACACAGAAGGAGGAGAUGAUCAGGAAGAAGACCGUGGAUUUCAAUGCUGGUCAGCCAGGAACCGAAAUCUUCAAUAUGCCAGCGUCUACGACUGCAGGUAACCACAUAGGACCCGUGAGCGUCCGCAACCACCCUGUUCCCGAGGCUCCGGGUAACUCGAUCGGCCUGGAGGCCAUUAUCAGGAAGGCUUUAAUGGGCAAAUACGACGACCAGUCGGAGGAGCGCUCUCCUUCGAACGCUGCCAACUCCAUGAAUUCUGCUGAUGGACGUGGCGACGACUCUUUCUCGCAAGGUGGGGCAAAGUCCUUAAAGGGCAGCGGACGCUCCAACGGGCGCAAGGCCAAGUCCCCCGGGCCGGGCCUGUCCGGGGGCGAGCGGCCGUCCUCUGUGUCCUCAGUCCACUCAGAAGGAGACUGCAACAGACGGACUCCUCUCACCAACCGCGUGUGGGAGGACCGGCCUCUCUCUGCAGGUUCGACGCCGACUCCCUUCCCGUGCAACCCGCUGAUCAUGCGUUUCCCCAGCGGCACGGUGUCGGCUCACUCCCCGUCCUCCGGGCAGCAGGGGGGCCAGCAGGGCCCGGGGUCCGGACCCGGACCCGGGCAGGGCCGGUCCUGGGAGGAGGAGCCCAAGCCUCUGCUCAUGUCUCAGUACGAGACGCUGUCUGACAGCGAGUGACCGGAAACACAACGCCGCACGACAACAGGACCCGCCACAGUCAACCGCCUCCGUGAUGCUGCAGCCACACACACACACACACACACACACACACACACACACACACACAUAUAUAUACACACACACUCAGAUUUACCCUGCUGAGGCGUCUGCAGACCGACACACAUCAUUCCAACCUGCAUUUCCCUCAUCAGCCGACGAGAACGGAUUGCGUCCUUUACCGCACCGGGAGCAGAGACGAAGACACACGCUGCCGCUCCCCGUGCACGCGCACCCCACCGUGUGUGUGUGUCUGUGUUUGCGCUCACGUGUUAUGCAUUCACUUCAGGACUACUCUAAAGGACAAAUCACUUUUUUUAAAAGCUACUUUUUCCUCACUGGCCUUAUCGAUAGACGCGUUGACCUGCACCUAUCCGGUCCGGCGUGCUCACAGCGGUGUGGCAGGGACUCUGAGGUCGAGAUGGAGCCCGCCGCUCCGGUGACGGAUAAACCCCCACCCACCUGCGAGCGACAGCCCCGCCCAGCGAGGCCCCCCGCGGUGUUUCUUCUGGGUGAACUCCGGGUAUGUCGGGCCUGUGCGCUGCUUACCACUACAAAGAAAACACGGCGAGGGCGACAGGAGGAGACUCAAGAACAUCCUUUUGUUUGUUUUUUUUCUUUCUUCCUCAUUUUAGUUUCUUUUUUUUUUUUUGUCUUUUAUUUUUGGCUUUGUUUUCCUCCUUUAAAUUCUGUCAGUCCAGUCCUGUGUUUGGUGAGCUCAGACCUUUAGUACAUUUUUGAUGGUGAACUUUUAAUGGUGUCAUUUUGUUGUCUCUUUUUUGCAAUGAUGUAUCUUUUAUGGGGGGCUCGGGACAAGAACCUGUUGGGCAGAGAUUGUUAUGCUGGGGGGUGGGAGGGGGUGGGGGGUGGGGGUCAUAUCAUUGGUUUACAGGGUAAACAUGCUGUUCAAUGCUGAUGUCAUGGUAUAUUUUGGGGGGCCUGCUGACACGAGGGGAAGUGAUCUGCCAGAUGGAUGGCACUGAGACAAGUGACACUUUCUCACUGUUUUUAUAUUAACCAUGUCUGUGUUUGUUGAAGCAGUUUUUGAAUAUUAAGCACUUAGUUGUCAGUCAGUUCACAACAGCAUCUUGGAGAAUCGGUGUUUCCUGGGGCUGGUGAGAAAAGGAAAAAAAAAAAAAGAAAAGUCCUGAAGAGCAGUGAGAGAACGGCUCUCUGUGGAGGUGUCCUUUCAACACCCUUCUCUUUUUGUUUUGGUCUUGCCGCCUUUUAUUGUUUUGCGCGCCCACACUCAAAGCGACAAUCACAUUUUUUGGUGAAGGACAACUUGAAGCCGCUUGGAGCAGGUUGCAGACCGACCGCGAAACUGCUGAAAAGGUAAAUUCCACCGCAUCGCUCGGAGUUUUUCUCGCAUUAAAGAGGUGACAACAAAAAGCCAUCUUUCUCUGACCCCGGGUCCGCGGCGGCGCCUCCGGCUCGCCCGUCCGAACCCAGUCUAGGAGCUGUUGUGACAGCCUGACCUCUGACCUUUUACUGCCUGCAAGAGACUCCACACCGAGGCAGAUUUUGUACAGUUAUGAGAUAUUCCUAGUGUUAAGUGCCAUUUAUUUUACAUAUACAGUACUGAAGUUACCAAGUGACGCACAAUUUUUUUUUUCCUUUUUUUGCCCCCCUUGCCUGGGUUUAUACUGUCCAUACAGGGAAGGCUAAAACAACAAAAAGAAACGUCCUUUUUUUGUUUUUUUUGUGCGCAUGUGUGUUUUCUUCCAAAUCCAUCACUGCCUUAGCUUUCAACGGUUUCACUCAUCAGAUCCAAUAAACCAAGCAGAACCUGUCGAGGCCGCUCGGCAGCACAGCUUUUCACGUACGACUCCAAGUGUACUUCACCACACCUCCGGAGUGAAACGACUCCGCAGCGUCACGUUCGGCCUCUCUGUCCAUCAGUGCAGAGGAGCUGGUCCGAGGCCGCAGUCGAUGGUUCAGAAGCACUCACCUCCAUCUCUGCUUUGGCUUUUUGUUUUGUUUUUUAAGCAGAUCCUCACAACACGAGCGUGACUGUUAUAGGACUACCUCCUCUCCCUCCUUCACCCUACCUGAUCGUGACGGUGCGAUGCCUCACCUGCAGAAAACUCAUCUCAGCCAUGUUUCCGGGAAGGUUUAUAGUUUGAUCAAGACGAGGCGAAAACACAGCCAGGCGCUCUAUUCAUAUCAUUGAUCCACGGAUUAAAUUGAAGAAUGUGAUGCUCAAUAGACUAAGCCAUAUCCAGCUGUUCCCUACACUGAUAACUAACGUGUUUUUAAAAAGGUAUGAAAGGAAUUUUAACUUGCAUCCCUUUUACUUUCUUGUCGCUGUUUUUGUCUGCGUUUUAUUAGAAAUCAAAUGAAUCAUUCACACCUUAAAGGACAAAACCUGAUUGCUGAUGCGUUCCCUGGACUGUCCAGUGUUGGUUUGGGAGGGGAUUGACAUAUACAUAUACAUUGUUCAACCAUUUUGUGCAUAUUUUUUUUUUUUAUUAUAACCCACUGUAUAAUAGCAAGGAUUGUAUAUACAACUGAAGAGAUGUAAAUAUUUAUGUGGCUUGCUUCAAGGUUGGUAUUACAAAAAAAAAAAGAAAUAUUCACAUGGUUAAAAUUCUACAUGCCCACCAGCAAGCUUUGUGGAUAGCAGUGUAAAAAUGAAAAACAAAAAAAGACACUGCCUUAAUGUUUAAAUAAAAAGCUUAUUGCCA